AUGACGAACCCGGGGACUCCUGUAUCCGUCCCAGUUUUCCUGCAAAGGCCAGGCCCCAACGAGGACAGCAAUGGGCUGGUUCCAGGACCUUCGGCCCGUCUUUGCCACCUCAGCGUGAACAGGGCUGUGUGGGAUGGAGGGGGGUGCGUCUCCCCAGAGAACCUCGGGGACCCUCAGUGCUGGCAGCUAUCCCGGAAUAAGACAGGUGAGGGCAGUACCCAUUUCACGCCUUCUACUGAAGCUGGUUCAUCUCCCACACCUCCUGAGAGCACCACCGUGGCUCUGUCAUCUCCAACUGAGAGGACCACUCCCAUAACACCUAUUUCCGUGGGGAGCACACCUGGAUCAAGUCCUCCUGGGACUAGUCCAACAUCCACUCCUGCAGGUGAGGGCAGUACCCAUUUCACGUCUUCUACUGAAGCUGGUUCAUCUCCCACACCUCCUGAGAGCACCACCAUGGCUCUGUCAUCUCCAACUGAGAGGACCACUCCAAUAACACCGAUUUCUGUGGGGAGCACACCUGGAACAAGUCCUCCUGGGAGUAGUUUAACAUCCAAUCCUACAGAUGAUGGCAGUACCCAUUUCACGUCUUCUCCUGAAGCUGGUUCAUCUCCCACACCUCCUGAGAGCACCACCAUGGCUCUGUCAUCUCCAACUGAGAGGACCACUCCAAUAACACCUAUUUUCGUGGGGAGCACCCCUGGAACAAGUCCUCCUGGGAGUAACCCAACAUCCACUUCUGCAGGUGAUGGCAGUACCCAUUUCACAUCUUCUUCUGAAGCUGGUUCAUCUCCCACACCUCCUGAAAGCACCACCAUGGCUAUGUCAUCUCCAACUGAGAGGACCACUCCAAUAACACCUAUUUCUUUAGGGAGCACACCUGGAAGAAGUCCUCCUAGGAGUAGCCCAACAUCCACUCCUGCAGAUGAUGGCAGUACCCAUUUCACGCCUUCUACUGAAGCUGGUUCAUCUCCUACACCUCCUGAGAGCACCACCGUGACUCUGUCAUCACCAACUGAGAGAACUACUCCUAUAACACCUAUUUCCGUGGGGAGCACCCCUGGACCAAGUCCUCCUGGGAGUAGUCCAACAUCCACUCCUACAGGCAGCCCAACAUCCACUCCUAGAGGUGAUGGUAGUACCACUUUCACGUCUUCUACUGAAGCUGGUUCAUCUCCCACACCUCCUGAAAGCACCACCGUAACUCUGUCCUCUCCAACUGUGAUGACUACUGCAAUAACAACUAUUUCUCUCGCCUCCUGCAACGCCUGCCUCCUCCACGCCUGGGACCCCAGCGGUUGUCACCGUCACAGCUGCCAGGACAACACCGAGCACACCCAUCCCUUUCUCCUCUGUGCUCCCCGUCGUCACUGUCCCCCCCUCUAUUCCCACGACGAAACCCACCCCCACCUCAACUUCCACGACAAAGCCCACCACAACCUCAACUCCUACUGUGCCCACCACCACGCCAGGGUGGUCUUUCCCUUUGGCCUGUUGGGCCUGACCUGCCUAAAUGGGGGGACAUGGAAAGGAGAUGCCUGUGUUUGCCCCACUGGCUAUGGAGGAGAUCGGUGCCAGUUCGUGACCAACAUCUGUCACAAUGGAGGCUCCUGGGAUGGGCUCAAAUGUCAGUGCCUCAGCCCCUACUAUGGGGAGAAGUGCGAAGACGUGUACAACAACAUCGAGAUGGAGCCACCAGAGACAGUCUCCGCCCAAAUGGAAAUGACCGUGACAGUGACCAGUGAAAAAUUCACGGAAAAACUACAAGACAAAUCUUCUGAAGAAUUCCAGAAGUUCAAUAAGACAUUCACGGACCAGAUGAACAUUGUGUAUUCCAGUAUCCCCGAGUAUGCCGGAGUGAACAUCACAAAGCUGAG
Molecule: messenger RNA, 1877 nt
Organism: Carlito syrichta (Philippine tarsier)
Lineage: Eukaryota; Metazoa; Chordata; Mammalia; Primates; Tarsiidae
Product: mucin-17-like
Exons: 9
Source: RefSeq, a predicted model, not a curated record